Salvelinus sp. IW2-2015 is the source of this 870-nucleotide messenger RNA. Lineage: Eukaryota; Metazoa; Chordata; Actinopteri; Salmoniformes; Salmonidae. The record is from RefSeq and is a predicted model, not a curated record.
UACCCUCCCUUCACUCCUAGCAUCCUGGAUGGAGUGCUGUACAGUAAGACUCUGUGUAUGGACGCUAAACAUACCUGGGGAAACCACUAUGAUGUCCACAGUCUCUAUGGAUACGCCAUGGUUCUAGCCACCAAAGAUGCUCUAGAGCGUGUGUUUGAGGGGAACAGAAGCCUGAUACUGACCCGCUCGUCCUUCCCUGGAGUGGGGAAGUACUCCGGCCACUGGCUGGGCGACAAUGCUGCAAACUGGAACGACAUCAAGUGGGCCAUACCUGGCAUGCUGGAGUUUGGCCUGUUCGGAAUCCCUUACAUUGGUGCUGAUAUUUGCGGUUUCUUUGACGACGUGUCAGAAGAGUUGUGUCGUCGUUGGAUGCAGGUCGGAGCAUUCUAUCCGUUCAGCCGGAACCACAACGCCCAGCAUUACAAGCCCCAGGACCCGGCAUGGUUCGGUGCAGACUCUCUGCUGUUGAACACCUCUAAACAUUACCUGAAUAUCCGGUACACCCUUCUCCCCUACCUCUUACACCCUCUUCUACAAGGCUCACACUACCGGGACACCGUGGUCCGGCCCGUCAUGCACGAGUUCUACUCUGACAGUAACACCUGGACAGUGGACCGCCAGUUCCUCUGGGGGAAACACCUGCUCAUCACACCUGUUCUGGACCCUGGGGUGGAGCGGAUCCAAGCCUACGUCCCAGAUGCUGUGUGGUUUGACUAUGAAACGGAAGAGAAAAUUACAGUCCGUAAGCAGCAAGUUGAGAUGUACCUGCCUGCAGACAAGCUUGGUUUACACAUCAGGGGCGGAGCUAUUCUACCUAUUCAGAGACCUGCGGUCACAACUGUUUACAGUCGGCGUAACCCAUGGGUCUGA